CGUGAUGCUAACGAGUCUACGUAAUCUUCGCUCGAAACAUCGAGAUUUCGUGUUUCUUGGAAGUGACCUUCCAUGUGAUACCUGAUGCACUCAUGAUCGACAAGAUUACUUCUACACGGUUGUCUCUCUCACCGCCAGAUUGAAUCAGCGCUCUUGUACUGAUGUCGGAAGAGCCGAAGCUGUCCUUGGUCGAAAAACUUGAGCUUGCCCCUGCUUUUGUCUCCAUUGGCUUCGCCGCUUCACGUGCAGCAAUCGAGUGGCCUUUCCGUCCAGCCGCUCGUGCCGACACGUUGUACCAUCAUAUUGUCCAUGCCCUCAUUCGCAAAUCUUCAAGACGGCUCAGCGCCCGGCAAUUAAGCUGGAUCGAAGGCUCUUUUCAACAGUCUUAUGAGGACUGGUGCAAAAAGCAGUCUCUUCCCGUCAAUAUAAUCACCAUAUCCGACAAGACUAAAGGGUUCUGGCUUGGCGAUCCAUCGUCACCAGUGAUAUUGGUAUUCUUCCACGGAGGUGGUUUCAUCUUUGACGGCAACCAAGGCCACAUCCAAUUUUGGCAUUCAAUCCAAGAAGCGUUGAAAAACCGUGGGAAGUCUCUGGCGAUUCUGUUAAUCGCGUAUCCCUUGACUCCGCGAGCAGUCUUCCCAUCACAACUUGAGGAGGCCGCCAAUGCCGUCAAUUACGUCCUCCUCGACCUAGAGCGGAGCCCAUCCAAUGUCUUGCUCGGUGGCGACUCGGCCGGAGGCAACAUUGCCGCUGCAAUCGUGUACCACGCCAUGCACCCGCAUGAGUCAGUGCGACGCAUCGCACAUAUGGAUUCGAAGAACAGAUUUCGAGGAGUCGUGUUGAUCUCGCCGUGGGUGAACUUCGAUGUUUCGCUAGAAAGCUUUUACCGAAAUAGAGGCAAGGACUAUCUGCAAGCGGAAAAGGAGAAAGAAUGGAGUGAUUUGUAUGUUGGCAAGAGUAAAUCAUCAGCGUAUAGUGAGCCUGCUCUUGCUCAUCCUGACGAAUGGAAAGGCCUUGUUGCAGAUGCAGUUCUGGUCACUGCCGGGACUGACGAAGUCCUCAUUGAUGGAAUUUCAAGAUGGGUCAACGAUAUCAAGGUAUGACACUCCCUAUUGUUUGCACAGCGAGUUUUUACCAGAUGGCUGCAGGAGCACAAUUCCAAUAUCUCAUUCGUCAACGGAACGAGGGAAUCCCACGAAGCAUCACUUAUAUGGCCAAUGUUCGGUGAUCGACGUGAGACGGAGACGGGUCAUGGAGUUCAGACAUGGCUAUACGAUAGGCUAUGAGAAGGCGGAAUCUGAAAUCACCGACUUCAGACUGACUGUGGAUUGUUGAGGAUUGAGCGCCUCCAUGAGUCAUUUCGAUAGGCUCUCACCGGCCUAAGUAUGAUUGAUUGUUUUAGGUCAUACGUAAUUGGCAAGUGAUCUGGAGCCUUUCCUCCGGAAUAUGGGCCUGCAUAUGCAAAUGAGUCCCGGGCAUCAGAUGCCCCGAAGUGUCAAUCUCCUUUUCAAGUACAAGGCUAUCUGAUUUGUAGCGUCUUCUAGCUUUUUUUCC
Messenger RNA from Exophiala mesophila, 1554 nucleotides. RefSeq lists its product as hypothetical. Gene Ontology annotation, molecular function: hydrolase activity. The coding region runs from base 162 to 1103 and encodes 313 amino acids. Lineage: Eukaryota; Fungi; Ascomycota; Eurotiomycetes; Chaetothyriales; Herpotrichiellaceae. The record is from RefSeq and is a predicted model, not a curated record. The transcript is spliced from 5 exons.